UCACCAUGAGUAUACUUUAGGAAAUUAAUCAACGAUUUAGGAAAUUAAAGAAAUCCGGCCUAGCCUUCAGGUACGCAACAAUUGCAUUCCAACAACCGGUCAAUUGAAUGCAUGUAGUGGUAUGAUUGACGGCCUGCUGGCUAGCUGCAUGCAGGUUCUUGCCAAGUAGUUGCCGAGAAGUAUGACCCACUUCUCUAUUAUUAUUUAUUUGCAAUAAGUACUACAUCUAUAAUUGGACCUCUUGGUGAAUACUAAUCUCGCACACACAUCAGAUCAGGAUGAGCACUUCUUCUUCCAUGGCCUUUCAAUUAGGAGCUUCUUCCUCUCUCUCAUUCUCUUCUUCUUCCAUUCGUAGGUGGACUCACGAUGUAUUCUUGAAUUUUAGAGGUGAGGAUGUUCGUCAAAACUUUGUUUCUCAUCUAUACCAUGCUUUGCAUCAAAGAGGAAUCAACACUUACAUAGACAAUAAUCUCAAAAGAGGAGAGGAAAUUUCAUUAGAACUUCUCAAAACAAUUGAUGGAUCAAUGAUUUCUAUCGUUGUACUUUCCAAGAACUAUUCAGAUUCUAAAUGGUGUUUAGAUGAGCUGUUGAAGAUCCUUGCGUGUAAGGAAACGGUGAAACAAAUUGUUCUACCCAUAUUUUACGAUGUAGAUCCAUCAGAUGUACGACAUCAAAAAGGGAGUUUCGGAGAAGCAUUUGCCAAACUUAGAUAUAAGUUCAAGGAUGAAGUAAAGGUUACAAAGUGGGGGGCAGCUUUGGAAAAAGUAGCCAAUUUGUCCGGAUUAGAAUUAGGGGACAGGAAUGAAUCAGAGUUUAUUCAAGAUAUCAUUAAAUGGGUGGACUCAAAAAUGGUAGAUCAUACACCUCUUAAUAUUGCUAAGAAUCCAGUUGGAAUAGAGUCCCGUGUACAAUACAUUUAUCAACAUUUAAAUAUGGGAAGGAAUGAUAUUAUAUGCAUGGUAGGGAUAUUUGGAAUCGGUGGAAUUGGUAAGACAACUGUUUCAAAAGAGAUCUAUAACAGGAUUUCUUAUCAAUUUGAAGGAAGUUGUUUCUUGAAAAACGUUAGAGAAACUUCAAAAGCAGGAGGUCUGAUCCAGCUACAAAAGACACUUCUUUAUGAUAUUUUGGGAAUACGUUUAAAAUUUCAUGAUACUGACAAAGGCAUCAAUGUAAUUAGGCAUAGACUUUGCUCUAAAAGGAUCCUCCUAAUUCUUGAUGAUGUGGAUGGCUUGGUCCAACUAGAAACAUUAGCUGGAGCUCGCGAUUGGUUUGGUUUAGGAAGUAGAAUCAUCAUAACAACAAGAGAUCAAGAAAUACUAGAUAACUUUGAAGUUGAUUCAAAAUGCGAGGUGAUGACUUUGGAUGACAAUGAAGCUCUUGAGCUGUUUAGCUUGUAUGCUUUUAAGAAAGAUGAACCACUUGAAGAUUACAUGGACCUCUCCAAACAAGUGAUAAAAUAUGCUCAAGGUCUUCCUCUAGCUUUAACAGUGCUAGGUUCGGAUCUAAAAGGUCGAAAUAUAGAUCAAUGGAAAAGUGCAUUGGAUAAGUAUAGAAAAAUUCCCCACCGAAAAAUUCAGAGCGUACUUCAAAUAAGUUAUGAUAGUUUGGAAAUUGGUGAGAAAGACAUGUUCCUUGAUAUUGCAUUUUUCUUCAAAGGAGAACCUUUGGCUAAGAUCAUGAAAAUAUUUGAUAGUUGCGGUUUUUAUCCGGUUCAUGGUAUCCAAAGGCUUAUGGAAAAGUGUCUUAUUACAGUUGAAAGGUAUGGUGAUGAAUGUGUUUGGAUGCAUGACUUACUACAAGUUAUGGGUAAAGAAGUUGUUCAAGAAAAAUCAUCCAAAGAUCCUAGCAAACGUAGCAGAUUGUGGUUUUACAAGGAUGUUCGUGAAGUGUUGGAAGAAGAUACGGGGCCAAACGAAAUUGAAGGUAUGGUAAUAGAUUUUCCUGAAGACGAUGAGGAGAUAAGCUUGCAUACAGAAGCAUUUCGACAUAUGAAAAGACUUAGGAUCCUGAUAAAUCGUAAUGCACGUUUUUCUCAUGGACCUAAUUAUCUCUCUGACAAGUUAAGAGUCCUUGAUUGGUAUAACUAUCCUUUACCAUAUUUGCCACAUAAUUUUCAAGGGAAGAAUCUAAUUGUCUUUAGAAUGCAUGAUAGCAUCAUCAAGGAAUUAGGGGAUGGAUUCAAGCCCAAGAAUUUGACGACCAUGGCUUUCAGAUCUUGUAGUUACUUAACAGAAAUUCCAGAUCUUUCAAGCACCCCUAAUUUGAAGGAAUUGACUGUCAAAUAUUGUGUCAGUGUAGUUAAGGUGCAUGAUUCCGUUGGAUCUUUGGAAUAUCUUUCUAAGUUGGAUUUUGAGGGAUGCUCUAAACUCCGAAUUCUUCCAAGAAGCCUUAAGUUGAGAUCUUUACACUUGCUUAAUCUUGGAUAUUGCUCAAGCCUCCAUGAUCUUCCUGAAAUGGAGUGCAAAAUGGAAUGUUUACGUCACUUGAGUCUACAUGGAACUGCUGUAGAAGAACUACCUUUAUCCAUUGGGAACCUUGUUGGACUUGAGCGUUUAUAUCUAAGGAACUGCAAAAGCCUUCUACAUCUCCCAAUUGCUUUGAUCCAGUUGCAAUAUUUAAGCCUGCUUUUUAUUGGUGGUUGUACAAAUAUUGUAAAGAAGAUGCGGGAUGAUGGACAAUCCCUUGAUCUGCCUAAUGAUUCUACAACAAUGGAAGAUGAGAUAUCAAAUCCAAGCAAUGGAAACACUACAUUACAAGUAUUGAAUCUUCAAAUUAGUUGUUCCCAUCCAGAAUCAAAUUUAUUUCCACUAUAUAGUUUCUUUACCAUGUUUAAUUCCUCGACCAGCUUGCAUGAGUUAGAUUUAUCGAUGACUGAUAUUGUUAGCCUUCCCACGAACAUCAAAGAAUUCGUUACACUAACUAAUAUUUACUUGGGAGACUGUCAUAAACUCGAAGAAAUAGCAGAGCUUCCUCCAAAUAUAAAACACAUAGAUGUUAGUGGAUGCAAGUCACUAGAAAGAUUUUUGGAAGUAUCAAAAAUAUUGGAAUUCAAUGGAAACCACAUCAGAUCGCUAGAAAAUAUUGAUAUGGGCGGCUGCAACAAAAUGCAUGAGAAUUUAUGGAAUGAUAAAGUGCAAAAUCCUUUAUUGUGGAAGGGACUCUAUGAUUAUGACGUUACUUUGUUUCCGAAAAAUCAGAUUCCAAACUGGUUCAAAUAUGUUCAUGAGUUUUUAGAUAAUGAAAUGGAGAAAGGGCAUGAUGAUGAUGCCCGACGGAGGGGAACAGAAGAAUGGGCAAUAGAUAUUGAAGGGCCACACUAUUUGGAGGAUAUUAGUGAAAUUGUAUUGUAUGUCGUACUGUUUUACAAUGAUGCUCGUCAAUGGCGCAGAAUUUUUUGUGAUGCUAAGAUUACCAGUAAGGGCUCAAAUCAUGUAUGCAGUGUUCAGAAAUGGGUAGAGUUGGUUAAUAUGGAUUGGAAGAACGAGGGAGGAACUCGAUAUGAUGUAUGGGUGGGGUAUUCCAAUUUGCAACCUUUUGAGCAAAAGGUUUUGGACAACUUGCAAGUCCAAUUUUGUUUCCGUGCUCGUUGUCCCUUUGAGCUGGAGCCGUUUUAUAAAAGUUGCAGAGCCAAGGUGGUAUACAAGAAUGAAACAAGAGCAAACAGAGAAAGAAAAAUGGAUGAAGCCAAUGUUCCAAACAGUCCUCAAUAGCAAUUGAUUUAAUGAUAACCCAAUGUGUACACUCUUGCGAUGGCCAGAACAAAGCAUGUCAUAUCCAAGGAGGAGUUACUCUCCAGGAAGGUUAGUUUUGUCAGAGAAGAAGCUGGUGAAACAAGCAGACGGGGGUAGAUCAUUGAUAUUGAAGAGGAAGCAAGUUCCAUGUCCAAGAUGAGUAUAGAAAAUCUUGAGAAACUAUAGGAAUCAGUGGCUAAUAUUACCUGAAAUCUAGCUAAGAAGACUACGGCAAAAAUACAAAAGGUUUCGGCCUUGCAGCGUGGACACAAAAAUUUCAAAAAGUACUUUGAGCCAAUAGUGGUAUCACUCGGUCCUAUCCAUCAUGGGAAGAAGGAAUACCAGACAAUAGAGGACUUCAAUCUUGGAAUGGCAAGCAAAUUCGUUGAGGAAAGUGGCGGGUCGGGUGAAUUUUUGCUUGGGAAAAUUGCGAAGAACAUCAAGCAACUGAAGCAGUACUCCAAUGAAAAGGUGGUCGAGAAGUAUGAUGAUGAGACCCUUGCCUAGAUGCUGUUUGUUGACGGUGUGCAGUGUAGCAAUCCAUACACUUUGCAUUUAAACCAAAGCUGAUCACAAAGUUGAAGAUAAAAAAUGAUCAGAUGGCUAUAUGACUUUAAGGCCCAUAAACUUUGUGUAUGAUGGACCAUAUAUGUUUAUACUAAUUUAUACUUUGCAAUGAAAUAUGAUGUUUAAGACCUAAUUUAGUCUUUGCCAGUGAAAUAAAGGUGGUCAUUUGGUUACUAUUUGAUGUUCAAAUUCCCUUAAUCUACUCAGGUUGCAUGUGUAUUGCCAGUAUUGCACGUGUUGGUUGAGAAAGAGGACAACCGCAUUGAUUGUCAAGAAUAUGAUUACUCAAAUGGUGGUUUACUUUUGAGUAAGUGAACAUGGAAGCACUUGUGCAGAAGUGGGAAGAAGCAACUUUGGUUUCAUUAUAUUUGCCAAAACCCGUCAGCUCCGUUCAACAUCUAUAGCAUUUAUUGGUCUAGCAUUUGUAGCCCAAGUGGCCUGCCGGCCCCUAUUACAACUAUUUCUUUGGAAUCUCAGGUCAGAUUUUCCUUUAAAUUUUGUUUGUUCUCUCUGGUCUUAAGACUUCAUUUUUGUUUCAUAUAUGAUGUUAAGAUUUCCAUGAAUCUACUUGUGGGGUUGCAUAUGUAGCGGCAUUGUAACAUGUCUUUAUUUUCAAGGACGUCUUCUUUUGUAGACCUUAGUAAUCUAUCUAUUCUA
Molecule: messenger RNA, 4955 nt
Organism: Carya illinoinensis
Lineage: Eukaryota; Viridiplantae; Streptophyta; Magnoliopsida; Fagales; Juglandaceae
Product: disease resistance protein RUN1-like
Exons: 7
Coding region: 279-3710 (1143 amino acids)
Biological process (GO): signal transduction; defense response
Molecular function (GO): ADP binding
Source: RefSeq, a predicted model, not a curated record